Trichobilharzia regenti is the source of this 938-nucleotide messenger RNA. The record is from the annotation of a GenBank genome assembly. Lineage: Eukaryota; Metazoa; Platyhelminthes; Trematoda; Strigeidida; Schistosomatidae.
GAAAGUAGCAGUCUUACAAGUGUCUUACUUAGCGAGUGAAAGUGUGCAGCUGAAAAAAUAAACUUUCCGUAUGACAAAACGCUGGGCGUUCAAAAAAUAAUAGCGCUCUCGAAGGUUAUAUUCUCCUUUGUUUGAAUAACCUAAGAUAUGUUGAUAUCGAUUUGUCCCAGAAACGGUGAAUAGUUUGAUUGUACGCUUAUGUCAUUAGCAACCAAAAGGCCGUCACAGCAGCCUUUGGGAAAGAAGAAAGGUGAUGGCACUGGGAGAACGGUGAAACAUGAACUUACAGAGGACCAAAAGCAGGAAAUUCGAGAAGCAUUUGACCUUUUUGACACUGAUAAAUCAGGGACGAUAGAUAUCAAAGAGUUGAAAGUCGCUAUGCGUGCACUCGGUUUUGAACCAAAGAAAGAAGAAGUAAGAAAGCUUUUGUCUGAAUUUGAGUGUGAUAAUAAAGACUCGAUUGAAUUUUCAGAUUUUUUGAAAAUGAUGUCUUUGAAAAUGCAAGACAAAGAUGCAAAAGAAGAAAUGCUAAAGGCCUUCAGACUUUUCGAUGAUGAUGAAACCGGUAAAAUAUCUUUCAAGAACCUUAAGCGCGUAGCGAAAGAAUUAGGUGAGAAUCUCACGGAUGAAGAAUUACAGGAAAUGAUUGAUGAAGCUGAUCGUGAUGGUGAUGGUGAAGUCAACGAGCAAGAAUUUCUUCGGAUUAUGAAAAAAACAAGUCUAUAUUAAGCUCACUUUCUACUGCUGUACAUAUACGGUUAUUUCCAUAAUAUAUUUUUAUUAAACCACUUGCUAUUAUCCCUGCUUGUGGUCCGAAAUACAAUAUUAGGAUGAACUGGAUAAGACUCCUUGGCUUUUUGUUCCAUUUCACAUAGACGUUCUAUGGAUGAGUAGGCGUGAUAGUUAAUCAUUACUAAUCACUUCCCACCGCGUAACUG